Molecule: messenger RNA, 4213 nt
Organism: Dalotia coriaria
Lineage: Eukaryota; Metazoa; Arthropoda; Insecta; Coleoptera; Staphylinidae
Exons: 7
Coding region: 477-1715 (412 amino acids)
Source: RefSeq, a predicted model, not a curated record
AUAGGGCAAGCGAGCAUCGCUUGGCCCUUCUCUGCGCGCGGUGGCGGCAUCGGCGGCGGCAGCACGCAAUCAAUGGCGAUGCAUGUGCGACGCCGCAGUCGUUCGCAGCAUCCAGAGGUGUGUCGACGGCUCGCCUCGUCUCGCUCGAUCGUCCAGCCGCGCUGCCCCCGUCAUCGCGCGUUCCCUGCGUUGUCUCCGCGAUCCGGCGUCGCCGAAAAGGGGUGGCCGGUGGCAGUUGCAGUCGCUGCCGCACCGAGCUAGUAAAUAUUUCGCGCGGCACGCACCACAGCUCGUCGUGCGUACGCGAUGUUAAGUAACCCGCGUGGAUUAUUUACAUCGCUGCAAAGCACACUUCCAAGGACCAACUAAUAAUCCAACCGAGAUUGUUAUCGUGCACCGCGCAUCGCUGCUUCCUCCAAGAAACACGAGUAUUUUGUUGAGCGUUGAAUACCAAUGGAGAUUUGAUCCUGUAGAGAAUGAAUGCCACCACGGGGAAUCUCACCCUGCCGCUGGGCGCGACUCCCCCAACGUUAGCCAACGUCACCGGCGGUUUCCUGCUGCUGGGGGGCGCGCGCGUGGGCGGUGAAGCGCGGGCUACGACAACAUCAUCGCUGGUGACCACCACGACGAAGUUGCCUUAUGUGCCGGUGGCGCCCAACGCAACUCUACCCCCGGAACAGUACCGCUUCAUACCCGGAUCCACUCCGACCUUCACCAACGGCACGGUGAUCACCCCCCGCCUUCGGGAACCGCCGUUCAAUGGAACGGGGUAUUACAUCGAGGACGGCGAAGCGGAAGCAGGUCUUAAUGAAAUUCAAACGUUAUUCCUGGCAUGCUUCGCCACACUAAUCCCGUUGGUAAUUAUACUAGCGACCGGUUUUACAAUUAGGAUCCUGUGGAAACGAUACAAGCGACGGAGAAAUUGUAUGAACUACGAUGGCGUGGUGCAUCGAGAUAGCAGCGUCGAGAGUAACGACAGACCGUUACAUUCGCAUCUUCUCAAUGGCGACAAGUACGGUGAGACCCACAUAAACACCGAGGAACUCUGCGACGGGGAAAUCGUCAACGGCAUCAAAAGCAGCGGCACGCAUCGGAAUCACGCAACGACAAAUGGAAGUAUCAUAACUAUGACACUGAAGAAUAACCAUCUUAUUGUAGAAACAGAGGAGCGAAAUGACAUCGAGGAGGACAGCAGGGAGACUACCAUGAAAUAUUCCCCGAGUGCACGUGACGGAGUUUUCGUUGUGGAGGUACAGCAGGGAGGCCGACGAGGUGGACCCAAUUGCAACAAAACACCCGGUAUUGCAGGUGGGGAGCAGUGUGCUCUCAUACACCAACCACCCGAACGAUUUGAUGAUGAAUUACUGGAAGGUGAUGAAAAGUUUUACCCAGAGACCACAUCUCCGAAGCACAGAACACCGGAACGCUUACCAUGCAAGACGGGCCUCACACAAUCCAACCAAAGUUUGUCUAACCAAAGCUACGCCUAUGGCAAUCAGCAAGGUUACGACAAUGGUUCGUACGGGUAUCCUACCUAUGCGGGAUAUGUGAAUGAUGAACCUCUACAGAAACUCGAAGAUCGCGACAAGCCGAAGAUCACGGCCGCGAUUUACAAGAACCACGACAGUUUCGAUCAGCUAGAUGCUGAUGUGGACGACGACCAGAAGGAGCAGAUUCGGCUUGGUAACGAGCACCGUACCAGUCAGGAGGAUUAGAGAGAAUAUAAAGAGAUAACACUUGAAUUCACAAUUUAGCGUUUGACUUAAAAGCUCCAUUGCAUGAUGUCAAGCUGAUAUUCACAUGCGGCGUCGUUCUCGCAUUACGCCACGCACGAUCUCUGCCUUUUCGCCAGAACCUGUUUGGUCCUUUUAUUGCGCUCACAGUUUAAAGACCUUUAUGGGUCAAGUCAGGUUAUUCGGGCCUCGGCACAAGCCUCGCGUGUGGUUUUCGUGCAUCGGGGGCUCAUAGAAGGAAUGCAGGCGUUUGCAGCACGCAUUCUAGGAACGAGCACCACUGCAACGGCCGAUGAAGACUAUGUUCGCGCCUGAGCGCCGAGUAACGGUGCUUUAAGUUUCCCUUCGUACUCAUGCACUUAGCUAACGAGCGCCCGGAGACAAGAAACCGCCGCAAUGAGUCCGCCGAAAAUCUGAUACAGGGUGAACGUGAUUUUGCAUGAUGGUACAGAGUACACGCUAGGGAAGUUUUGAUAAAUUACUCUUUGCUUUACAAUUACGGGUGAUGGAAUAAUGAUGGUUCUUUAGGCUGGAGAACUGAUUACAGCGUCACCCUGUAUGAGCCACGCGCAAAUAUUUCCUAAAUGAGCGAAGUGCGGAGCGGGGAGCGAGGUGCAUCGCCGAUGGCGUGCAUGGUGCACCACGAAACAGUGUGCUUUUGCAAUUUCGACAUUUGUCGGUAACAUUUUAGCAACGAUCGCGAGAUUUCUGAUGUUUUUUAUUUUAGAAAGUUGCGUCUCGCGCGAACCUUCGCUCGGCCCACAAAAUUGCCGCGUUAUUGCAAUUAUUUGCCGAUAUUUGCGACGCGCUUAAUGCAUCCACAGCUACAACUCGGCCGAAAAUCAAAAACGCAAACAGCGGCAAGUCGCGCGUAACGCGAGAACGACGACAGGUGCCCAGCUGUGACUAUAACACAAAGCUCGAAAAGAGAAAACGUAGAAAUAAUAGCACGAACGGAACUCCGUCAAGGAUAACGUGAAACGCCUGCAAAUGUCACACCAGCGCAGGACUAUUCCAAACACACACCUAAUACCUAAGUGAAUGUACAAACAAAGAUUACUAUUAGUCAUAUAAAUGAAAACAAAUGAACAAAGCAACAAAGGAAAUGUAAAUAUUUUUAUUACUUGAAAUUUUAGCUAGAGAGAGAGAAAUUUGUUAUUAUAUUGAAUUGAUUCGGACAAAAGUUAACGGUUUCAACUUAACUUAUCGAUGAAUUGCUUACACACAUUGAUCGACAACCUAAUUACGUGUAGUUAACUGAUAUAACUGAUAAAUAUAUUAGAUAGACAUUAAGAAAACGAGGUGCUUGGCCAACUUCUACUCGACGACAAUGCAAAGGUAGAGAUUGGCUCAAAUUUGGAAUCAUUUUUAACAGUCUAGCGCUUCUUCGUACGAUAUUGAAAUAUCCAUUAACGCUAAUUUUAGGCAUGCGACGAGUGUAACUGUUACUGCAAGGUUGUAUUCGUACUAUUCACCACAUUCUGGUAGAAGAAAUAUGAUCGACGAUUCAUUCAUUUGUGCGCUUUCUUACGUACGGGUAGUUUACAUUAUGCCGUCCUUCGAAACUCAACGAGCCGAAAUUAAGUGCAACAGAAUUCGCUAAUUGGAAAGACAAAAAUACUAUUAACACACACACACACACACACACGUACAUACAACACAUCUUCAAGUCACUCUCUUGGUUGUCCAGCAAUUAUUAAUUAUAUCUCACGUAAUUGUUGUUCAAGGCACCUGGAAAUUUUGUGAUUUGUUGCUUGAAGGUAUACCUACUUUAGCCAUUCUUUACAGUCUCAUGGUGUAUUACAAAACUGUGAUAAUCAAAUGAUUGCUGUAUUAAUAUACGCUACUGCACAUGCGCAAUAAUGACGAAAGACAUCACUGCAAUAUUCUAAAGUUUGGUUCAGCGCAUUGUACAUACAAACACUGUUAAACGUUCAAUUUAACCUUUUGUGUAUCCAUGAUAUAAGAUUAAUUCUAUUAUUACAUUACAUUUGCAGCUAGAUAAAUGAAUAAUCGAUUCGAAACAAAUGAAUAAUGUGAUGCUGAUGUAAGUGAACUAAAAUGUAACAAUGUAAAUACGAAUAUGCAAUUACUGAAACAAUUACGGUUAUGUUUCCACCAGUGAAAUCAAACGUAGAUCGAUAGUGAGGUUCGUUCAAUGUAAAUAUUGGCCAAUAGACGUGAGGUGGGGGUUAGUGAGGGUUUGCGCUAGCGCGCAUGCGCGUUGGAUGUUAUUCUGGUUUGUUUCCUUGGUUGCGGUGACACAUAAUAAUAUACAAUAGCGGAUACAAAUUGCAACCAGACGAUAUUGCGCAUUCAUAAAGUAAUUAAUUAACAAUAUUACACUAAUAUGCAAUGUGUUCCAUCGGAACGUAUGUUUGUUUGGACUUAUCGUUUGUGUUGUUUUCGUGGAACACUUUCUAUAUUAUAAACAUAGUUGAAUAUUUUAAAUAUUAAUAAAAUAAUUAAUGCUAUUACAA